Molecule: messenger RNA, 5483 nt
Organism: Micromonas commoda
Lineage: Eukaryota; Viridiplantae; Chlorophyta; Mamiellophyceae; Mamiellales; Mamiellaceae
Exons: 4
Coding region: 1-5400 (1799 amino acids)
Biological process (GO): protein phosphorylation; IRE1-mediated unfolded protein response; intrinsic apoptotic signaling pathway in response to endoplasmic reticulum stress
Cellular component (GO): IRE1-TRAF2-ASK1 complex
Molecular function (GO): ATP binding; protein serine/threonine kinase activity; RNA endonuclease activity
Source: RefSeq, a predicted model, not a curated record
AUGUCCACCGGGGGACGGUCGCGCGGCGCCGCGCGACAGCUCGCCGCGGUCGUCCGCGACGGCGGCGCGCGCGCCUCAACCUCCGGGCGCGCAGGGCCCGAUGAGCGGUCGCCGGUUCAUCAUCUUCUCGGGAAGAUUUGGGCUUUUGGCGCGCGCCGGCGACGCAGCGGCCCGGGAUCCGGCGGCACCGCCGCCGCCCCGCCGCCCGCCGCCGACCCCGCCAAACGCGCGGACGAGCGCCUCGCGCGGCACCUCGGCCUGCCGGCCAUCCCGCUCCCCAAAUCCCUCGUCGACGGUCACCGAGGCGUCGACCCCAGAUGGCGCAUCCAUCGAGUCUCGACCGAGACCACCGCGACGUCGACGGGCCAACCCAGGGUGACGCUCAUCGUGCAGGACGCGAGAAGGGCGGAAAUCACGCGCGAGCGAGAGUACUUCGGCGUCGACGCGCCCGGACCAAACGCCGCAAACACGGACGCCGCGGACCGCGAGCCGCACCUCUGGAAGUGGCUCGCCAACGCCGGGAUGAACAUCUCGACCAAAUCCCCGAGCCGACAAGGCGUGUGGGUCCUCGCGGAUAGGAUCCAACCCCCGCCCAACAACGGCGGCCGAUCUGCGGGGGGAGCCUCCCUCUUCGACGACGUUCGCGGACGGCGGACGGUUCGAGCCAACCGCGCGUCGCCGCUGUUCACGGCGCGGGCGACUCGCGGGGGCGGCGCCGGUUUAAUCCCGGGCGCGAAGAUCGAGUUCACGCCGGAAGGGGAAGCCGUCGUGGACCACGUCGCGCUCAACGCGCUCCUGUACCUGCAGAAACCCAACACGAGGGAGGUGUACGUGUCCUUCCUGGGGUUACACGCGGGGCGAGUCGGUCAGGCGGCUGGGGGACAGGGACAGGCUGGCCAUCAAUCCGUGCACUCGGGCAGGGGCAAGUCGGCGGCGGAUCACGUCGCCAUGGGGGAACAACUCGCGUUCCACGCGGAGGCCGCUCGGCGGAUCAACUGGCUGGGCACGCGGCUGGGGUUCGACGUUAACUCGGAUCGAUGGGACGGGCGAUCGCCGGUGACGAUGUGCGAGCCGUGGAGGUUGCAGCUCACGCGGCUGCCGCCCAAGGUGGCGGAAGCGGGUGGGGGGAAAGACAGGUGGCUCAUCGCGUGCGUCGUCCCGCCGGCCAACGCUGCUUUCGACGGAGGAGGCGUCGCGGGAGGGACCGCUAACAACGCACUCGCGGAUAAUCCCGUCGUCGUCGCCGACUUGGUGGAGUCCAUCGACUUUGCGCAGCGAACGGGGACGCGGCUGGCGGUGUGUGGGCUGGAGCUGGCCGGUACGCACCCGCAGCGGCUUAUCAGCAAAUCGACUGGGACCCCCCCGUCGUCGUCGUUUGAUUGGUCCUCCUCCGCUGGAGAGGAGAUCGACUCGAUCGACUCGAUUUCACCCGCGGACGCGCAGUGGCGACUGCAACGCGAGGACCUUGUCAACGCCGUGGACAAGGCGGCGCGGGCGCACGCGGCGGUGACGACGGCGUACGUCCGCGAAAACACGCAGCGGAUAUGGCUGGAAGACUGGACGCACGAGGGGCUUCGUUUAGAGGAGGCGUCGGCGCUCGUCGUCGACGGCGCGCGUUCGCCCGAGUGGGCGGUGCGCUGGUUCGCCGGGUUUUCGCGGCCGUACUUGACGACGCCGAACGACCGCGCGCUCGUCUCCGCGCUGUCGAAGUGGGGAGCCGACGCGGGGCGAGGAGGAAAAGCGGAUUCGUUCUCUGCCGACGUCACCUCUUCGUCGUCGUCGUCGUCGUCGUCCUCUGGCGCGGCCGUGUCGUCACGAUCGCCGCCGUGGUUCUUCCUCGACCCGAUGGCGUCGCUCGCGCGGUUUUGGAAAGGUUCUCUUUCCAGACUCUUUCCGAAUCUGUAUAUGAGCGGCAAUGUUACACACGCAGACUACGUCAGGGGCGCGGUGACGCCGCUGAUGCGUGAGACGUGCCGAUACCUCGCGAACGAGAUUGGCGAGAAGCGGUGCGUGGAACUGCUCGCGGAGCAAAACGUGGCUGGCGCGCGUGAGUGCCUGCACGAUUUUCUCCUCGGGUCCAAGUUUGACGGAGGAUCCGUGCUCGAUCGCGACUGGAACGCAAUGUUCCCGCCGGGCUCAUCCGCCGCUUCCGAAGGUCUCGGGAACACCCGCGACGGCUACUUCCCGCCGGGCUCCUCGGCACCCUCGGCACCCUCGGCACCCUCCUCCUCCUCCUCCUCCUCCUCGAGGGGCGCGCGGUUCUUCGACGCCAUCAUGGGCGACAACCUUCCGCUUCGCGCGGCGUCCGACGAAAACCUUCGCGAACCCGGCUUGCUCUUCGCCGCGUUUCGUAAGUUCCGGAACAACGUCGACCUCAUGACGACGCGCGUCGGCGCGUGGCACCUCAACCUGGCGUUCGGUCACGUCCUCGCCCGCGUCGAACACCUGCGAACGACGUCGCCCGACGAUGUAUCUCUGCUGCCCCUGCAUCGCAUGACGGUGGAUUGGAUCGAGCGCCUGUGCGAGGGGCACCGUUCGUACCUGGUCGACGGCCGCGGGAUUCGACAGGUGUACCUCCGGGACGCGGACAAGGUGUCGAGGGGCGCGACGGCGCUCAUCGACAGGUGCGACGACCUGAGACGGCGGAUGGACGACCUCAGGGCGCGGCACGAGGGCGCUUUGGCUGACUUAAAAACGCUCGCCGAGGAUGUAGAAAAAGGUUUCGCGAAGGGCGACGCGGAUGCCAUGGCUAUGGCCAUGGGCGCCGAGGUGGAGCGAACGUACGACCUGAGCGACGAAUCGGGUUUGAACCACGACACGUUGUUGGAGGAUGAUUUCACCAGCGCGGGGUGGCGCGAGUCGCUUCGCAGGCUCGAGGAGGCCAUCGCGAGGUUGGAGUCGUUUGAGCCCGAUUUUACCGAGGACGCACGAGUCGCCGCGUCGUCGUCCCCCGACGGCUUCGUCCGCGCCAUGAGCUACGACCUGCCGCCGUACGUGCCUUCCGCGGAGGACGACUUCGGAUCCAACGAUGAACUCACGGAGACUUCGGACGACUUCGGAUCCGAGGAUGGGCGUGCGGAGCGGGAGGCGGUUUUAGCGGGGGCGGUUGGGAAGCUCGAACCCUCGAAGGCGGAGUUUACAACCAAAAACUCGGGGCCCGUGCGAGCGACGACGAGCGCGCCGGUGACGAUCGACCUCGACGGUACCGUGUCCGCGUUGCGCCUGCGGGGGCCCGCGACGGACGGGGACUCCACGCAUCAUCGCCCGCGGGCGGGUCCCGGCGCGGACUUUCCGCUGGUGGACGAGGCGGAGAUGCUCUCGGUGUACGAGGAUUGGCUCCGUCCGUUGAACGAAGCGCACUGCGUUCUUUUGAGAGCGUACGAGCUACGGAAACAGAUGCGCGCCGCGGUGGACCUGGUGGCGGCGACGGAAAAGAUCGACCCGAGCGGGAUUCGAACCGCCAUCGAAAAAGCAAAGACGGAAGGGGCGCCGCACUCGACCGUCGUCGCCGCGGAGGAGAGGCUGUUGGCCCUCGAGGACGAGCUCGCCGCGUUUAUUCGCGCCAGGCGCAGGCGGGGGAACGACUCGCUGCUGCCGCCGCCCAAGCAGGGGUGGACCGGCGCGGGCCGGCACGUGUGGUACAACGAGAAGGACGAGCUCGGCCGAGGGUCGUUGGGAACAGCCGUGUACGCAGGGGUUUACGACGAGCAGGAGGGUCGGAACACGGUGGUGCGACGACCGGCGGCGAUUAAGCGAAUCCCGCUUCCCCCGGGCGAGCGACGGGACGCCGUUCGCGCUUUGGUCGAACGCGAGGUUGGUUUGCACAGGUUCCUAAACCAGAACAGCAAACGUGUCACCUUUUUGUACGGCGUGCACCUGGACGGCGACGACGCGGUGUUCACCGCUAUGGAGCGAUGCGGCGAGUCGCUGUCGCAGUGGCUCUCCAACGCCCCCGACGGGGAGGUUGCCAACUUAAACCCGAAGGAACGCGUCGACGCCGCUGCCGCAAUCGUCGCGGCGGUGGCGGACGUGCACGCCGCCAACGUGGUGCACAACGACGUCAAGCCCGAUAACUGCCUCCGCGCGUCCUCCGGGGAGUUCAAGCUGGCGGAUUUGGGUCUGGGGGUUCGGAUGAAAGACGCCGACGUUGCCGGGAAGAGCUCGGGGCGGUACUCGAUGACCACGUUCGCCGGAUACGGCGUCAACGUGCAGAUGACCGGGCGCCCGCCGGAGGUGCUUCAAGGGGACGCGUUGACAACCGCGGUGGACGUGUGGUCACUCGGUUCGUUGGUGUACACGACGCUGACGGGGCACCCGAGCCCUUACGCCGAGUCGACCGCCGGUAGUAAGGGCCCCGUCGGUGGAUCUACGGGCGCGGAUACCAUCGCGGGCCUGUACGAGAACCAGCGGAUAAUCAAGGGCGCGUUCAACCUCAACGCGUUGGAGACGGCCAAGCUGCCGCGGCACGUGGUGGUCGCCGCUCGGCACUGCGUUCACGAUAUGCUGCAACCCGACCCUAAGGAUCGACCGACGGCCGCGGCGGUGAGAGACCACCCGCUGUUCUGGACCACGGAACGGUGCGUCGAGGCGGUGAGAGACGUGUACGACGCGCGAAUCUUGAACGAUCUGUCGCCGGAGGAGGAGGCGGCGAUCGUCGCCGAGGCUUGGGGCGCGGGGAGAAAAGAAUCCGUCGGUCGCCGCACCGCGCGGUCGCUGCAGGGGUGGAAGGACCAGAUCGUCCCGGAGUUGCGGCGGCGUUUGGUGACGCGGCAGCGCGCGCUCCAGGAGACGGGCGGCGCGGGCGUUACGAGCGUUACGACGGGCGACGGUUCAUCUUCCGACGCGAGCGCGCCGGACGUCUCGCGGGUGAACGGGACGCGAGGCGCCGCCCGGGGCGGGGCGCAUCAAUCGAAGAAGACGGUCAAAGAAAACGGAGGAGUUUCCGGCGCGAACGACGGUUCAUCUUCCGACGACGGCACCGGGUACGAGUCGUCCAUCCGCGAUUUGUUCCGUUUAGUUCGAAACCUUCACGAGCACCCGCCGCUGGACAUCAACCGCGGGGACCGAACGAAGCGCGCGAUGGUCAAGUCCAUGGGCGCGCUCGCGUCGACCGUGCCUGCCCGGGGGGACGAGGACCCGUGGUCGCAGGCGAGGCGGGUGGUGGAGGGAUACCUGACGCACGCGUUCCCCGAGCUGCCCAUCAUCGCCAAGUACCUGCUGGACAACAGGGAGCACAUCGAGCGGCUGAAGAGUAGGCGGGGGGAGAUUCCAAUCGUCGGCGACGGCGGCAGCGCGGGAGGGAGGGGUCAGGGCCAGCAGAGACAGCAGGGCUCGCAGCAGCAGAAAGGGGGCUCACAGCAGCAGAAACAGCGCGGCAGGAAACAGCGCGGCAAGAAGUGAACGAACUUCGAAGCAAGCGUCGCGUUGAGAGUCGAAGGUUCGGCUUUUCAUUUUUAAUCGGGAGGAAUUGUGAAAUUUACAAC